AGGUGGAUGGUCUCACUCAUCAUCACUUAAAGAAGUGCAGUUAUUCUGACAGUUUUGCGUGACUUUACUACAGAUCAGCCUCACAUCAGCUCAUCUGUCAUUUUAUUACUGAACCAGUUUUGAAGAGUUUGUCUUUUCAUAUUUGUGCUCUGCAAACGUUGAAGAUGUUUCACAGAUUUUGGUUCUGUUUGUGGCAUCUGGUUGGUGUGUUUAGUGAUGAUGAAGAGAAGUCAGUGUUAGUGAUGGAGGGAGAUUCAGUCACUCUGAACUCUGGAAUUACUGAAAUAAUGGAUGGUGAUCUGAUUCGUUGGAGAUUUGAGAAAUAUUUAAUCGCUGAAAUCAAUAAACAGACCGACAGCAUGACUGUAUAUGAUGAUGUUCUUGAUGGGAGAUUCAGAGGCAGACUGAAGCUGGACAAUCAAACUGCAUCUCUGACCAUCACAAACAUCAGAAUGAAAUACGCGGGAUUUUAUAAAGUAGAGAACCCCAACAUGAGCAUAAUUUUUAUUCUCAUUGUCUAUGAUGAAGUGACGUCAGUGUCAGUGAUGAAAGGAGAUUCAGUGACUUUAAACUCUGAUCUUACUGAAAUAAUGGAUGGUGAUCAUAUUUGGUGGUGGUUUGGGAGUAAAAACACAUUAAUAGCUGAAAUGAAUGUAAUUAAUGACAGCAUCUCUGAUGAUGUUCUUGAUGGGAGAUUCAGAGACAGACUGAAGCUGGACAAUCAAACUGGAUCUCUGACCAUCACAAACAUCAGAACUGAACAUGCUGGACGUUAUUUACUAAUGAUAUUUGGAGCAAAACCGUCAUUAAAAGCUUUCAGUGUUUCUGUCUACGACUCUGUCAACUGUUGUGGUUCUACUGAAGCUGUGAUCCGAUUGGUCCUCUCUGCUCUGGUGGGCGUGGCUACUGUCGUUUUUCUGGUUUAUGACAUCAGAUCCAGAAGAGCUGAACAAGAUCAAGCACAUAUUCACACAUCAGAAAGUAUUGAAACCUAAAGGAGAAUGGUGAACUUUAAAGGUUCUUCAAGUGUGUUUUUGUUCUUCUUUGUCAUAGUAAAUACUGAGGAUUAUUUGAGCUUGCGCUCUCUGUUUCAGUGUCAGAUUUUUAAAAAUCCAGUUUAAAAGGCUUUAUUGUUUAUAUUUCCUUCAGAUACAUAAAACAAAUAAAUAAAAGAGACACACAGAUCUCACUUUACUAUUGCUGUCCAUAUGCUAUAUGUAUUUGCUUUUAUCAAUAUGCGUGACCAAAAUAAAAAAAAA
This is a messenger RNA of Onychostoma macrolepis, 1259 nucleotides long. RefSeq lists its product as uncharacterized. NCBI's taxonomy places the organism in Eukaryota, Metazoa, Chordata, Actinopteri, Cypriniformes, Cyprinidae. The coding region runs from base 165 to 995 and encodes 276 amino acids. The record is from RefSeq and is a predicted model, not a curated record. The transcript is spliced from 5 exons.